Molecule: messenger RNA, 1696 nt
Organism: Amoebophrya sp. A25
Lineage: Eukaryota; Dinophyceae; Syndiniales; Amoebophryaceae
Source: the annotation of a GenBank genome assembly
CAUACAACUGCUGCAGCGUCGCCCCUUCACAUAGUACCAGAACCAGUCGUGUCUUCUCCAUGCUGAAGCAUCACGACUUAUCGGAGAGAAUCGGUCCCACACUCACGUGCAUCACGACUUAUCGGAGAGAAUCGGUCUCACACUCACGUUCCUGUCCACACCACCCCUUCACAUAUACACAACAGCUACUAUGUAUAAUGAAUCAAAUGAAUUUCAGUCCAACUCGAACUUCCUUCACACCAUGGACAAGACAACUUCUAUAGGUAUAAUAGGUUGAUAUGAUUCAUCUAGCUGCGAGAUCGAAAUUCUUCUAGAUUUUUGUACUUAGUUGUAACAGCAGAAAAAGAAAGAAGAAAGAUCAAGAUGGCGUCCAAGCUUCCGCCGGAUUUCGUCAUCCGGCGUGCGGUGAAGAUCAAAAACAAGUAUGGCGAAGCAGACGCGUACUCGAAAGAGCUGGUCAAAACUGCGGGUGCGACAAAGUGGUUCGAGUCCAAAGUCAAAUACGACUUCGAAGACAAUAUGAAGAGGGAGGAUGCGUACUACAACAAAUACCUACAUGUUUAUCUACUUAAGUAGCUCUUUGUAUUCAUCAUCGUAGAGCUAGACAUUUUUACUUAGCUCUUUGUACUAUUCAUCUUCGUACUAGAGCUACUUUUAUGUUUAUCCACUUAGCUCUUUGUAUUCAUCAUCGUAGACAUACAACCUACGACAUGAAGAAACGGGACCACGAUGAGGAAUAGCGAACUGAUCGCCAUGAUGAGGACUCCUUAGGGAUCAGUUCUUGAUGUAUUGUUUGUUGUAUUGUUGUUGAGUAGUACCACCUAGCAAUACAGUUGAUAUAUCGUCGUUCUCGAUAUCGAGUACCAAUUUUGAUUUUAGUCACCCACGACAGGGCCACGAACUCUCCUCUGUUUCGCCUUAUAAUACCACUCCGAUUCUUCCCAAUAAGUAUAUCAACACUUAAGACGACAGGGCUAUCAACCUCCACCUUUGUACUACGAUUCCUCUUCUCAAACGACUGAAUCUUCCAUACGAAUACUCACAGGGCCAUCAACGCCGAACUCGAGAUCGCAAAUAAGGAGCUUAAGCGCCGGAGGAAGCACAGGAUGAAACUCCUCUACGAAAACGAAGCUAGGACCUAUGAAGCAGAACUUCGAGAGCUAGGUUUAGCGGUGAUCCGACGUAUGUGAAGAGCUGGUGGUUAUCGGAUUGGUAGAUUCUAGUAGAUGGAUAUAGAAAGAACUUCCGGGGAGUUGGAAAUUUAUGCGGUCUAAGAAAAAUGGGUGUUUGAAAUUAAUCGUGUAGGGAGCGUGCGCUCCUGCACCUAGAUCGUCUACAAGGACAAAUAAUGUGAUUGAAAAAUUGAAAUUGUAUCUAUUCUGCUACUACUUCUACUGGUAAUAUCUCUCGUGACAAAACAACAAUUAUCUCUUCUUGGUAUCAAAAUCUUCAACAAAUUCCAUCGACUUACUUACGAAAUUCUGACUUACUCACGAAACUGCAGAUGUCUGAUGUGAUGAUGAGAGAAUCGAAUGAGAUAUGAUGAUAGCAAGCUAGCAAAAGCAUGUAUUUAAUGAGAUAGAAAAAGAAGGGGCGAAGCGAAGAGUGGUCUUCAUUCUGUAUGUGUUGAAGACUGCGUCUUGAGGUCUGUGCACAAGCACAAGCUACUUUUUUUCAACUACGAGGACGAGGAGUC